Molecule: messenger RNA, 411 nt
Organism: Prunus armeniaca (apricot)
Lineage: Eukaryota; Viridiplantae; Streptophyta; Magnoliopsida; Rosales; Rosaceae
Source: the annotation of a GenBank genome assembly
AUGGUUGCAAAAAACCUAACCGCACCUGGUCCCCUUUCUCCUUGCCGACAACCAACUACAAGGAAGCUAAAGGGGGGAGGUGGCCAUUGCCCCUCCUCCCUUCCUCUCCUCAUCUCCCCUUCUUUUUCUCCUAUCUUUCCCUUCCUCUUAUCCCUUCUUCUCCUCUCCUUCCCCUCCCCAUAUAUUCUAGAUAUGUUUGGAUUUAGGUUUGUGACUAGUAUUGUCUUUGUCUCGGCGGCGACGACAGUAGUGAAGCUGGAUUGUGUCUCUCAUCGGGAGAGUUGUGAUACUUGGUGGCUGAUGUUUUGUCUAUGUUUCAACGGUGGUGGCAGCAUCGACGCUGGUGGUAGUUGUUGGAAUGUGGUGCUCUUCUCUACUCUGUGCAGAUCGAAGAGCUAUACUUGGUCAUAA